Cryptotermes secundus is the source of this 1448-nucleotide messenger RNA. RefSeq names its product apolipoprotein D. Lineage: Eukaryota; Metazoa; Arthropoda; Insecta; Blattodea; Kalotermitidae. The coding region runs from base 63 to 647 and encodes 194 amino acids. The record is from RefSeq and is a predicted model, not a curated record. Gene Ontology annotation, biological process: brain development; lipid transport; tissue regeneration. The transcript is spliced from 6 exons. Gene Ontology annotation, molecular function: lipid binding.
GCGUGGUGCUGGAGGAAGUCAGUGAACUGUCAAACGGAAGACCUGCAGCACGAAGACGCGAGAUGGCAGGUGGCAUAACAGCUAUUGCAGUGCUCCUUAUUACCGACAUAGCAAUGACAUGGGCUCAAGUGCCCGCCCUUGGUCCUUGUCCUGAAAUCGAGACCAUGCAGGGUUUCAACAUGCAAAGGUAUCUGGGGCAGUGGUACGAGGCUGAGCGCUACUUCGCACUCUUCGAGUUUGCUGGCAAAUGCGUCAAUGCCAACUACACGGACAUCGGGGACGGGCGAAUCAGCAUACUCAACCGACAGAUGAGUUCCCUGACGGGUAUUCGAUCCACGAUUGAAGGUGAAGUCCGUCUAAUAGGACGAACUGACGAAUCGAAGCUCAGCGUCAAGUUUCCGUCCUUGCCAGUGCUGGUGGACGCUCCAUACUGGGUGCUGGGUACGGACUACGAAAACUACGCCGUCGUGUGGUCUUGCUCCAAUUUCGGCCUCUUCAGUACACGUAAUGCGUGGAUUUUGACCCGAAGUCGGCACCCGACGCUGGAAAUAAUGGAGAAAGCAUAUUCCGUGGUGGAUAAACACGGCAUCAGUCGGGCUUACUUUAUUCGUACCGACCAAAAGAACUGUCCCAAGAUGCUGUAUUAAAACAUUUCACAUUGAAAUUGUGGUGCUGCCCAAUGCACAUUCAAGUCAGAAAUCUUCUGGAAUACGUUACUGAACGAAUUGCGAUGUGAUGUUCAUUAAGUAUACGUUGAGAAAGUGAUCAGAGCGGAAAAUUCACACAGAGUUGUAACGGUAGUUACAUUUCUCACUCGGUCUGCCCGAAAACCUUUACAUCUGACUCCGUCAUUAAGAGUAUGAGAACAUAUACGAAAUAAUCAGACUGAAACUACAAUCAAAAUUCCCACAACCUUCACUGAAUUGGGGCUGAGAAAGAAAUGUUUCUAUUCUGAAAACAGAGGAGAAUUUCAUUGCAGACGGCACCCGAAUUUUCAGUGGCACUCCCCACAUUACAGAUGGCCUGCGCCGGCGACUGAGUCAACGACAACCGGGAGAGUUCCAGUGAAAUUCUUGGAGUUGUCUGUGAUAUAAUCCGCAUGCUGUGAAAAUGAAUUUGUUUUGAUAAGGCCCGUUCUAUGAGAAUAAUUAGAAUUUGAGUAGACCAAGUUUUAUCUCUAAUAGGGCGCUCAGCAGCGUCUGAGAACACAUCAUGUAGAAAUGCAAAAUGUGAUAGAAACGCUAUGGAUGGAGGGAGAUAUAUCAGAGGCACGCAUGUUAAGUGUUAUGACAAUUAAAAUAACUAUUUAUAAACCGACUGCAUUGGGAAGGCUGUGGGGCAUACUCAUUCAAAAACAUUUUGCUUAUAGUCUUUUGUUAGUAAUUUAUUGCUACUGUUUUCAGUUCCUUGUAUUACAAUGAUAUAUUAAUUUAUUUUUAAUUUAUAGA